Messenger RNA from Pecten maximus, 4027 nucleotides. RefSeq lists its product as uncharacterized. The record is from RefSeq and is a predicted model, not a curated record. The transcript is spliced from 7 exons. Gene Ontology annotation, molecular function: metallopeptidase activity. NCBI's taxonomy places the organism in Eukaryota, Metazoa, Mollusca, Bivalvia, Pectinida, Pectinidae. Bases 2915 to 3862 code for a protein of 315 amino acids.
UAAAAAAUCAUUUGAUGAGCAUAUAUAAAUAUAUUGAUAAUAUGUCCAUGUACUUGUACUUAAUUUAUAACUGUUACGUCAAAACCCUAUGAUUCGAACUUCGUUGAUUCGAUUUUCACGCUGUAUCGAACAUUUUGCUUGGUCCCGAAUUUUCUCACUAUAUAACGCUACUAACGAACCUAUGUAUGAUUCGAAUUUAUAACAAAUCGAAGUUUUCGAUGUAUCAAACUUCAUGGACUGUUAGCUAUGAUAUUAUAGGUAUUAUCAUAGAGAUUUUAAAGUGUCCCAUUUUUUUAGAUUUAAAAAGGUAUUUAUUUUACUGACUUUUGUGCUGGAGUUUAUGAUACCGAUUUAAGUUAGCCUUGGCAAUAUACGUCGAUGGAAAAAAGAUCAAUUGAUGAUUGGUAUUUUGUUCUUGUCAAAUACCAGUAACGUAUGAGUUUUAGAAACAAACACGUUAACAUUUUCAAACUUUAUGAUUAUGUAAAAAUAUUCAUCAAUCAAUAUACGUAAUUAAUAUUGACCGAAUCUGAGAAGAACGAGACGUGGAACUAGAUGGAAAUGAUACAAAAGGUUUCAAAAGAAGUCUAAGAAUAUAGAACAUGAAUGUUUACGAAAUGUUUAUGGAGCACGUUUAGUGAUCCCUAUCUUUACGGUUUCCAAAUAAGUUGUGAAUAUGCAAAAUUGAUGGCGUAGCAAAAUGAAUUAUUCAGAGGGCACUUAAGGCGUGAGUAAUAUGGAGAUAAAGCGUUAAAAGUUACAAAUAGGGUCUCCGAAAACGUAAUAAAGGACAUUUAGAAUAAGGGGAAAUAAAUGAUUAGUUGAGGACGUCUAACUUCAUUUCCCACAAGAAGGUUUCCAAGUGAGAUCAUGAUGUUGAUAUUGUAUCUUUCAUAUACACACAGAUAUGUUUAGAAUUCCAUAAUCGUCUUAUCAAGUUUCUGAAGUCCCAGAUAAUAAUAAUGAUUGAUAAUUGGCCAGAAGGUACCUAGCACAUAGAGGAAUACAUUUUCUCAUAUAAAACACCUUGGCCAAUUGUCAAGGUCACAUGAGCUAAACUUAAUUUUCGAAUAUUCUCAAGUUUUGAAAGAUCCAUGAAACUCUUCUUUGACCUGUAAUUUUGUUUGUUUUGUUUUUAUUUUACUUAAUUUCCUAACACCAAUAUUCUUCACCUAUUUUCAAGGUUACAGGGGUAAAAUAUGUUAAAAACAUCAAGCAGACCUACAUGUCUGAUAUGUUGCCAGCAGAUACCUAGUAUAGAAUAGUAUAAAGUGCCCUUCACCUAUUUUCACAGAGGGACAGAUAGAUUAAAAAAUGAAUGUCUUUUUUUUCAAGUUGUAGAAGACCCAUAUAACUAAUAUUUGAGUACAAUUAAGAUUCAGCUUGCAAAUGACUUUGGCCUAUUUCUAUCGUUUAAUACGUGACCACAUACAGUAAGUAUACUGUGUCGGAUCAACAAUGUGCUUCACAUUGCAUAGUGUAAUUUCUUUGCUUACGUUAUGUUUGAUUCAACAAGAUAUCCAACAGAGGUAUUUUUUGGAAAUACAAUACCUUUAUAUGAUUAGGUCAAUACAUAUAUGUAAGACCCUUCCAUUGAACAAUGCAUCGGUGAAUCAUAACUUAUCUUAGAAAUAUUGUAUACAACAUGCCGAAACAACACUAACGUGAUACGGUCAACAUGAAUAUUGGAAUCAUUUCCCCCAUUAUUCCUUACUGGCUAUGUCAGCGAUUCAGGCCCAGUGGACCUCUUGUUAUGUUAUACCAAGUUUAUCAAGUGGACAAGGCAUAUACAAAAAUAUUACGUGAAGGAAACAUCAUUAAUAUAUUGAAGAGCUUUGCCAGGUCACUGUUCCCCGUUCUGAUAAACUCUUAAAUAUCACUACCUCUGUAUGCAAACAAUAACACGAGAGGGUGACUUUGUUCACAUAAUUACGCCAAUGGUCUUUUGUGUGAAAAUUGUAUUACUUAACUCAACAAAGAUGCAGUCGGUACCUUCGGUGAGAAAGGGAUUUUCAUGGCCCUGUUGAACGAAAUGUUAGAUUGGUUGUUAAUGUUUUCCUCUUAUCUACACUGUUAGGUCAUUUAAGGACAGUGUCUACUGGAAUGGGUCAUCUGAAGGGGCGUUUUAAGGCGCCUGUGUACUCAAAAUUUCAUGUCACAGACGCAUUCACAUAUGUCUUCCGGUCAGCUCUACUGACACCACCAUAGACCAGUAAUAUAUCCUUGUACUAUUGGUACUGAUAACGUGGGGAAGUGAAGAGCUAGCUUUUUUUAAAUAAUGAAGUAUUAUGGUAUGACUUCUCCUGUUCGUUGAAAAUGUUUCUUAGCCUUCUCUUAGACUACUCCUAGUCAGAGAUAUCCCCUCUUCGUUUCUAUCUCAUUGAAAUUUAGCAGGCUUUAGAUAUAUUCAGGAUAUUAAAUUAGAUAAUGCCAAAAGAUGGCCAUAUUUAUUUUAAGAUUUUUUAUCUACGAAUUUUAUUCUAAUUCGGCGAUCUUCUGAUAUUGUUUUAAACCCAUGUCUAUGGAGAUUUCACAAUUUACUAAAAGGACGUAUAGCUAACUCAACAGUUUCUUAAGCAGCAUGUGAUUGGCCGAUUAUUCUUGUUAUAUUUCCAGGUUUCACAUUUUGACACAGGUCAAGUUUGUAUUGGUGUCCACAUUGCAAUACUCUUGUUAAUUGUAUUGCUGUGCCACUGACUGCACGCAGUUAGGCCAAUUAAGGACAACACCUUAUAGAUUAGGGCUAAAUUAGUACAUUAUGCAAUCUGUGCCGUCUAUGUAACGCCUCCUUCAUGUAUGGGAUCGGAACAGAUGCAAUGAUAGGUCGAGUUGAGAUAGUAGGCUUGCAAUACUUAUAACUCAUCGGGUAAUCAGUGCCAUCUCACACAGUCUACGGUCUCUGUGAACGUUCACCAUGGUCUCUAUGGCACCCUUUUCCCUGCUACUGUUUCUCGUCUUCGUCGCCACAGACGCUGCACCACCUACGCCUCUUGAAAUGACACUGAAGUCGAUAUACAGGCAAGAAGGCUUUGAGUUUAUUCAGAAACUCAUAUCCCACAAUGACAGUAUACACCACCAUACACGCGCGUCCUUCAAGCACAAGUAUGUAGGAAUGGGAGGAACAAUCCAGAGAACAAGGGGGUCAGGAGCAUGGCUGGACAUCGAAGCAACAUAUUCCGUCAGUGAAUCGGCACAUCAAAGGGCUGCAACUAUUGCAAGUCGAAUGACUAUGUACAUGUCGUCCUCUAUCUUCACAACGCUAGCCCGGAACGCUAAAGUGGGGGUGUUCACACGCUCUGAUACCCUUACAGUGUUUCCCGAAUACGCUAAUCUCCGGGACACAACAGCGUGUAGAGGAUCCUGUUCUGGAAGCUGCGCACACACUUGCACCUUCGAUGGCCGGAAGUACGCAUCCUUGGCCGGAACUGGCGGCGCUGUGGGAUGUGUAGUAGACGAUAAUGUUUUGUGUGAUGCUAAUGACCCUUAUCGUCACCAAGCCAACAUGCUCGUACAUGAGUUUGCCCACACUGUUAAACUCUACGGCAUACCAUCUUCUGUCAAAUCUCAGGUAACAGCCGCAUAUAACCAUGCCAGGUCUAACCGCAUUUGGGAUUUGAAUGCGUACGCCAUGGCGACAGAAGAAGAGUACUGGGCAGAAUCUUCUCAGGUUUACUUCAACGUUGAAAAGCUGACUUACACCACUGGGGGAAUGAACACAUGUGGACACAGUGGAUUCUGCACCAAUGAACAGGACUCCCGUUACUAUUUAUACACAAAGGACGUACAAUUGUACAACGCACUAACAUACGUAUAUACAAACAACCAUCCGGAGCGACACAGCAACCUCGCCACUUGUAUGUAAUGACCACUGGUGACCGCUAUUCAACCUCGCCACUUGUAUGUAAUGACCACUGGUGAUCGCUAUUCAUGUGUUUACAGUGUUUGCUAAGACUUAAAGCAAACAAUAGUUAUCACCCUCGUUGUAUCUUCGGAGAUAUUGGUUAAUAAAGCCACUUUGUGUCUGACA